GCGGGGUGGCAGUGCGUGCUUGCGUGACGUUUCCGACAACACUGCCGUGGAGCUCUCCAUUUUGGUUUCACUUUGUUUGGUCCCUCGAUAUUUUCAAGAAGUACCACUCUGUUGCUCCGAUCGGAAUGAUCGUAAAUCUGCCUAGCUGAUUAUUACGGUAUGAUUGACAGACAUGAUGUCCGCGCGACAGUCUCCAAAUUAGGCCAAUGAAGAUGCGUGGGUGAGAUGUAAACCUCUCAAUUUGAGCCGUCGUGGAGUCCUGACAAAGAAACUGCUGUUUUGAACCACAAACAUGAGGUUUGAUGGCGAGGCCGAGCCACAGCGAGCAUGUCCUGCAGCAGUUCAACAACCAGCGGGAGUGGGGCUUCCUGUGUGACUGCUGCAUUGCCAUCGGCGACAUCUACUUCCGGGCCCACAAGGCCAUGCUGGCUGCCUGCAGCUCCUACUUCCGCAUGAUGUUCAUCCGAGACCAACAGGGGACGGCGCGCAUGGACCUCAGCAACAUGCAGAUUAGCGCGGAGUGCUUCGACCUAAUCCUGCAGCUCAUGUACUUGGGCCACAUCGUGGUGGGCAGCUACGAGUUCGAGGAGCUCAAGGCCUCAAUGGCCUUCCUGCAGAUGUACUACAUCCCUGACUCCCUGGAGGACCUCAGGGACAUCAGAAGCGCCUCAAACCUCACACUGUCCUCCUCUACCUCUUCCUCGUCGAGCUCCUCUUCCUCCGCUGGCCCGGCAAUUAUCAGCAAAAUGAUGUUUGGAGUCCGCAUGUAUGAGCAGCAGAAUCCAGGUGCCCCAGAGAGCAAGCCCAAAGUUGCAAUUACUGCUGUGCAACCAAGCAUUCCUGUCCCAGUCAACAGGCCUCCACUCGUGGUGGAGGAAGUGGCACCCCCUUUGGUAGUAGUAGCAUCACCGUUUCUAGACAGUGUAGCUGAGCAACCUUGUGACCUGCGCAAGAGGCCCAGCGCCCGGAUCGCCACCUUAAAAGAGCGCCCCCGCUUCGGACGCACAUACACCUGCGAAGACUGCGGCUUUGUUUUCAGCUGCGAGAAGCUGCUGAUUGAGCAUAUCCUCACCUGCACCAACCGUAAGGCCUUCAAGGUCCCCAGGACCAGCGCAGUGGCAGACAAUGAUUCCAGCAAGGCGGAGAGCUCGGCCUCUGAGGAGAUGGAGGAGCACAGGGUGGUCUGCAAGGCUAGAGGAGAUUGGCCGGACCACAAGUCUGACUCCGACACGGCAAUCAGGUCUGUGGCAACUGGUACGGAAAACGAGCCUGGGUCUGCCAGAAAUAUCACCAUCAAGGUGGAGCCGGAAGAAAACGUGGUGUCCGAGAUGAUGGAUGGCAUUAAGGUGGUCCAGGUGGAAGAUAUCAGUGCGAGGCACAGUGCACUCAAUGACACUAUGAGGGACCCGAUUAAAUUUGACCAGGAGCCCAAGGCUGGUGUUUCCGUCAUGAACGACAGCAACAAGCCAUUUGAAGGGCACAUGUCCAGCAGUGAGGAUUCUGGCAUCCCUGCUAAGAUGCACAAGAUUAAAGAGGAGAAGAAGGACGGGACAAGUUUGCCAUGUGAGCUGUGUGGAGAACUUCUCACGGAGGAGUACCAGUCAGCCCACUACGUCUCCAGCCACAUGGGCCACAUCUGUGCCUGUGGGAGGUGUGGCCAGGUCCUAAUCAAGGGGUGGCAACUGCAGGAGCAUGCUGAGCGCUGUGGCGAACCUCAGAGUGCGGACACUGACUCUCAUGGGGAGGAACGCGACACGCCCCUGCCAGAGGACCUGCAGGCCAUGGACGAUGGGCUGCUGGAGGGGGGCGACCUGGCCUGCCCCCACUGUGGCCUGCUUUUCCAGAGUGAAAGCCUGGCCUUGGAACACGCUCUGACCUGCCACGAGCAGGAGCUGUUCCGCCCUGUCCUGCUGGAGGAUGACGGUGUCGAGCCUGACCACCGGCGCAAGCAUUUCUGUGCCAUCUGUGGUAAGGGCUUCUACCAGCGCUGCCACCUGCGGGAGCACUACACCGUCCACACCAAGGAGAAGCAGUUCAGCUGUCUGACGUGCGGCAAGCAAUUUCUGCGUGAGCGGCAGCUCCGGCUGCACACCGACAUGCACAAGGGCAUGGCGCGCUACGUCUGCCCCGUGUGCGACCAGGGCACCUUCCUCAAACACGACCAUGUGCGCCACAUGACCUCGCACCUGUCGGCCGGGGAGACUAUCUGCCAGGUGUGCUUCCAGAUCUUCCCCAGCGGAGAGCACCUGGAGAAGCACAUGGACGUGCACCUGUACAUCUGUAGCGUCUGCGGGGAGAAGUUUCGCCUUCGCAAGGACAUGCGGAGCCACUACAACUCCAAACACACCAAAAGACUGUGUCCUGCCUGAAUGAAUGUCUGUCUGUUACUUCAAAGUCAUAAACGUGAGAACAAAUGUAUGCACUUAAACACCAAAAAAUAGAACCUACUAAAUCUGCACUUUCAAAAUGUAUGCAUAAUCGAAGUGUCUUAUUGCCUAAAAGUUUAGGCAUAUAUUUUUGAGUUUGACGUCUAUUUGUUUUCCACCCCUGUACUAAACACACAAUGUAAUUUCAUGACAUUUCCACAUACAGUAGACAAAUCCUUAGCACAUUUGCCACACACAGUAGAGUGGCGCAGCGGUCUAAGGCACUGCAUCUCAGUGCUAGAGGCGUCACUACAGACUCCCUGAUUCGAGUACACGCUGUAUCACAACCCGCAGGGAUUGAGACUCAGAUAGGGUGGCGCACAAUUGGCACAGUGUCGUCCGGGUUUGGCUGGUGUUCUAAACUGACUUGCCUAGUUAAAUUAAAAAUGUAAACAUUUAUCGGCAAAUUUGUUCAUGUUUUAAUGCUUUUUGAAUCUAGUGUCUAGCAAACAGCCUAUGCAAUACACAGUUAAUGGAAUGAAGUGGAUUCAAAGCUUUUUUUAUUAUUAUUGUAAUAUGAAUCCACACUUCAAUAUAGUUUUGUUGAGCAUUUACUGUACCAGCACUUAUACAUUUAAAAUAAUGUCAAUACACAAAAACACUAGAAACCAGAACAAAUAGAAACGCAUACUGAAUAUUGGCAAUGGUUAUAACUUAAUUCCCUAUGAAAUUGUUCAUGCCACAAAGGCAAGAGCAUGCACUCGCUCUUUUGCAAUGAUUUAAUCUGUUGUUCAGAUUUCAUGGCAAUGUAGGGGUAUUGUAAAUUACCUAUACAAUUAGCAACAGAACUUCUGUACCCAAAUGUGUGUUACAUUUAAAGCUUCCCUUUACAUUUGCCUUUGUAUUAAAUUGGCUGCAUUUACACAGGCAGACCAUUUCACUAACUGGUCUUUUGACCAAUCAGAUCAGCCCUUUUGUUUGAUUGCAUUGCACAGACAAUAUUAAGGUUUGUCCUACAUUGGUGGUGUAUUGCGGGGAACUACUUGAGCAAUAUGUCUCCUGCAUGUUAGAUAGUAUCGCACACAUGUUGCUACUGUGAAAUGCCAAUCAUGUUGUUUGUUUCACUGCAGAGAGAACAUAAUCUCUGAAAACAUCUUGACACGACAUGCAUUAGUGUGGGAGCUAUUGAAGCCUCUUAAAACAUCACAAUGUAGCUUACAAAAUAAUCAUGUAUGGAUGUUGUCUAUUAGUUACCUUAACAGGGUGACAUCCCUUCAGGGACUAAAAUAAUCAUUAUUAAUGAGCAAGCAAGCAAAUGUUUGUAUAAUCCACAACUCAGGACCCCAUUCAAUCAAAAUCAGGGUAAAGGACAUUUCCUUCACACAGUAACAGCUUUUCAAGAACCAUGCAUCUUCUGUAACUGUACCUUAUGAGCUAACAUGGUUCUGAGGAAUAAUUUGUUCCCCCUUAUAUUACAUAGCCUAACUAUUGGACGGAAAUGAGUUUGAGAACCCAAACUGCUGUUAUACAAAAGUAUAGGUCAUUUUGUAUUUUUACUUCUGGAAUUUGUUAUUGGAUUUUAGAACCUUUAAAAUAAUACAUACAUACAAUCUGAUAACUCACCCCAAGUGAUGCUGAUUUCCCUUGGUAAAAGGUAGGCCUAGUACACUCAAAAGUAAAUUUUCUAGCUGUUUGUUAGUUUUCACAGUAGUGUUAAAUGGCUCUUAGUAUGUAUCCUGUUUCAAAAGAUCAAGAGUGAUGAGUCAUCUUUUAAGGAUCUGAAUUUAGUGUAUCACUGUCACUGUUUUUUGGUGGUCAUUUAAUUGUUUUGUUUUUAUUUGACCUUUUAAGGGUUGUGUUGUGUUGGUAACAAGGUCACGCUCAGAAAUGUCAGUUUUGUUGGUUGACUGAUGUUUGGGUAUCUGAGAGGUCAAAACAUUAUCGCACCGGUUUGUAAAGCUGUUUAAAAAAUAUAUUAUUUACCCACGAUUGAUGUUUUCAUUUGGAUAUUGAUGCUUUUUCUCAAGGUCUGAAUAAACCAAGAGGAUACUCUCCAUGUGAAAAAAACAUUUUUGUUUCUAUCAAACUCCAGUGGGAGUAUGUUAAUAAGUCUUUCA
This is a messenger RNA of Oncorhynchus masou masou (cherry salmon), 4483 nucleotides long. RefSeq names its product zinc finger and BTB domain-containing protein 1-like. Gene Ontology annotation, biological process: regulation of transcription by RNA polymerase II. The coding region runs from base 303 to 2369 and encodes 688 amino acids. The record is from RefSeq and is a predicted model, not a curated record. The transcript is spliced from 2 exons. Lineage: Eukaryota; Metazoa; Chordata; Actinopteri; Salmoniformes; Salmonidae. Gene Ontology annotation, molecular function: protein binding; DNA-binding transcription factor activity, RNA polymerase II-specific. Gene Ontology annotation, cellular component: nucleus.